This is a messenger RNA of Naegleria gruberi, 1290 nucleotides long. Its product is annotated as Peroxin 10 (Pex10), putative. Gene Ontology annotation, cellular component: peroxisomal membrane. The record is from RefSeq and is a predicted model, not a curated record. Gene Ontology annotation, molecular function: zinc ion binding. The transcript is spliced from 2 exons. Lineage: Eukaryota; Heterolobosea; Eutetramitea; Acrasida; Naegleriidae. Bases 1 to 1290 code for a protein of 429 amino acids. Gene Ontology annotation, biological process: protein import into peroxisome matrix.
AUGCAACAAACAAUACAAUCAGUGCCAUCAUCCUCUUCAUCGAAUCAAAGAAAUAACUUGAGUGGUGGAGCAACAUCAAAUAAUCGGAAUAAUGAAGGAGGAUUGGCACAAUCAUCGAUAAAUAGUGCUGGAUCUUCUUCUUCGGAGAGGAGUAAUGGAACAAGUGCAGAGAGAAAGUCAAAGAAUAGAUCAUCUAAUACAAAUAGUAGUAAUAAUCGGAAUAAUGAAUCAACAGCAUCUAGAAAUCAAAAUACAUUUAAUUAUCCAACGAGAAUAUUAACUUUUGGAUUUCCAUUUUCGGGACAGCCUGAUAUUGUGAGAUCUUUACAGAAGGAUGAAUUUUACAGUAAUCAUGUAAUGUUCAAUAAUUUAAAAGAGUUGUGUAAUUGGUUUUUUGGACAACGUUUUACCAUUAGAUUUGAAAGAGAAAUUCAACUCGUUUGUAAUUUAAUUUAUUAUGGAACCACUACUUGUACAGGACAAUCAACAUUGGGAGAGGAAUAUUGUGAUUUACUUCAGGUGCAACUCAAAGAAAAAACCAAACCACCACAACAGGUUAAUUCAACAAAUUCUAACAAAUUCUCUCCAAAAACUUUAUAUAUAGUCAAAUCAACAUCCUCUACGAGAUUAUUAUUUGUAUUAUAUGAAUUAAUUGUUCCUUAUUUGUUCGAUAGAGGUACAAGUCAUUGGUUGAGCCAUUAUUUUAGUCCUAAUGGUAUCUCUGAAAAUAUGAGAUAUUACAUUAGCAUGUUGAAAGAGUUUGUCCAAUUUAUUUUAAGAUUCAAUUUAGUCUCGUUCUAUAUCAAUGGAAAAUUCUUGCAAGUGUCUAAAAGGUUAGCAGGCAUUCGAUAUAUUUAUACUGGUAAAACAGAUGGAGAUUCCUAUAAGAGACCAAACUUUUUCUUGCUCUCACUCCUGAUAAUGAUACAACAGGUUAUUUCUGCAUUCUUAUUUAUUAAAUCUGCCGUUGUGCAGCAUAUCUCAAAAAAGAAGGAGGAAAAAAAAUGUGACAAUAAUGAAUCAAUAACUCUUGAUGGUGUUUCGUAUAUUGAGGAAUAUAUUGAUGGAAGAACUGAAACUGAAUUUAAAUGUUGUCUUUGUUUGGAACGACGAGUCAAGACAACAGCUACUAUGUGUGGACAUUUAUAUUGUUGGGAUUGCAUUACUGAAUGCGUUUCGAAUAGUAAGGAACCAAAAUGCCCAAUUUGCAGACAAUCUAUUUCUCUUCAAUCACUAUGUAGAUUGUAUUGCUAUGAUUCCCAAAUGGUAAAGCAAGUAGAGGGUGAAUGA